Molecule: messenger RNA, 1256 nt
Organism: Anguilla anguilla (European eel)
Lineage: Eukaryota; Metazoa; Chordata; Actinopteri; Anguilliformes; Anguillidae
Product: olfactory receptor 52E4-like
Exons: 2
Coding region: 31-1176 (381 amino acids)
Biological process (GO): G protein-coupled receptor signaling pathway
Cellular component (GO): membrane
Molecular function (GO): olfactory receptor activity; G protein-coupled receptor activity
Source: RefSeq, a predicted model, not a curated record
CCCAGAGCAAGAUGUAUAAAAGGAGAGUCAAUGUUCCUCUGGUGUAAAAAUGACACCAUGCAGGUUAAACAAACUAGAGGACACCAUUUCCCUCAUUCUCUGAUUAGGCGAUUGUGGGCAAGGAAAACAAGAAAAAAGCAGAGCAAAGAGACAAAAUCAGAGUUAAAAGCAUUAGCAAUGAACUCCACGAAUUCCACCUUCUCUCUAAAUGCAGCUUUAGUGCAUCCCCCAUUUUUUUUCAUCAGUGGUUUGAGCAUGCCCCAUGCCAAAUACUACUAUGUUUUCUUGUGUUUCGUUUUUGUGGUCUCUGUGUUGGGGAACUCAUUUGUCAUGUUUAGUAUAUACAAAGAGCGCAGUUUUCACACCCCAAAGUAUAUGGCUGUUUUUAAUUUGUCUCUAGCUGACUUGGGUGAAAGCGCUGCUCUUAUUCCAAAUUUAAUUGCAAUGUUUCUUUUUGAUUCCCAAUACAUCUCCUUUGACGCUUGCUUGGCAAACAUGUUUUUUGUGUUCUUCUUUACCUGCUUACAGUCUCUCAGUCUUGCCGUUCUGGCCUAUGAUAGAUUGGUGGCAAUAUGCUUGCCACUGAGAUACCAUGCCAUCAACACAAUGCCAUCAAUGGCUGUGAUAUUAACAGUGGUGUGGGCAUAUAAUUCAGUUUUACUGUUUUUAAUGGUGUCUUUGGUUCCCAGGUUGUCCUUUUGUAAAUCCAUUGUGGUAGAAAGCUACUUCUGUGAUCAUGGACCCAUAUUCCGCAUGGCAUGCAAUAACAAUCAUGUCAAUAUAAUCAUGGGAAUUGUCGUCACAGUAUUACUAUUUUGUGUACCCUUUUUUUUUACGGUACUGUCAUACUUGUUCAUUGCUCGUGCACUGUUUAAAAUAGCUUCAUGGGAAGGGAGACUUAAAGCCAUGAAGACUUGCUCUGCACACCUAAUUCUGGUGGCUGUGUAUUAUCUUCCAAUACUGUACACCUAUGUUUCUCCAUUACUUUUUAGAAUCCACCCUAAUGUCAGGAUCAUGAGUACAUCAUUUGCAAAGGCCAUUAUCCCCAUGAUGAACCCAAUCAUUUAUGUGCUGAGCACAGAAGAAGUUAAGGAAUUUUCAAAAAAACUUUUCAAAAGAAAAACAUGUAACCACAACAGAAAUAUUUUUAAAAAUAAAAAUAAAGGAAUGAAUUGAUAUUCCAGGAACUGUAUUACUGUAACUCUGCAAUCUGUGAAAUCAGAGAUAGAGACAAUAAUUUCUUACCCUCUUUUGAA